CAAGAUGGGGAGCCCGCAUCCAAGCGUCCAUGUAAUGCAACCGAUUCACGCAGCACUGCAGACAAGUGGGAAUGUCCUCGGCACGAAAAGGUUUACUGCAACAUGGUAGAGAGGUCUGCACAAACGAGAAGAGUCCACCCGAACAACAACGUGUAGAAACUAGCAUCACCCAGACCACCACAGUACUCAAUACCAGACGACUGGAUCCUUCAACAGCCGAGGUUGUAGUACCGGGACCGAGUCGAAUGAGUCCAACCACCAGCAACGACUCACAGACGAGUGCGGAAAGCAGAACAAUUCGCUGUGAUAGUUGCAACUGUGAGGUACCGAGGAAUGCACAUGCAGCACAUCGGAAAGGCAUCAAACAUAAGGCACAUCUAUGGACACCAUUACACAAUAAUGUGUCAGUAUGUCGAAAUGUCUCAAAAACGGUAAUAUAUGACUUUUUCUAUGACUUUCUGAAGUACCAAUAUAGUGAUAACGUGUCGUUAGCAUACACGGGCACGGAUUCGUUAAUAGUACAUGUUGAAACCGAUAAUUUCUAUGAAGACAUGAAAUCACACAUGCAUUACUUUGACAUAUCCUAUUAUGAUGCUGACAACCCACAUAACAUGCCUCGAACAGCGUCAGAGUUGGGUAAGAUGAAAGACGAAUAUGAUGGUAAAGUACUGGGUGCCUUUUAUGGUACAGGUCUCAAAGCAUACUGUAUCGAUGCUGUAGAUCAAGUGGCUAAACGAGCCAAAGGUAUAUCUAAGGCGAGUGUGAAACAUCAAUUACAUUUGUUACCUUAUAAGGAUAUUGUUGAGGAGAAACGGACAUUUGUGUACUGUACGAUUUAUGUAUUUAAAUCGGAGUCGCACAAUAUAUAA
Acanthoscelides obtectus is the source of this 869-nucleotide messenger RNA. The record is from the annotation of a GenBank genome assembly. Lineage: Eukaryota; Metazoa; Arthropoda; Insecta; Coleoptera; Chrysomelidae.